AGGAAGAUGUUCAUUGUAAUAAAUAAAUAAAUAAAUAAAUGCAUACGGCCUUAUUAGUAGCAUUUUAUUCCACAGAUAUCUUAUUCCAUUAUCUUAUUCUUAUUCCACAUAUAUCUAUAUCUAUUAAAAACCAGCCAGAGCUAAAGUAUUCAGAAACUAUAUCUAUUUAUUUAUCUUCUAAUUACAGUGUGAUUGUGAAUCAGAAGCAGCAAUAUUAGUUCACCUGAAAAAGAAUGGCCAAAAAAUACAAAGGACCUGCUAUUGGAAUUGACCUUGGCACAACCUAUUCAUGUGUAGCAGUUUGGCAGGGCCAAAACAAUCGUGCAGAGAUCAUUCACAAUGAUCAAGGUAACCGAAUAACACCUUCUUUUGUUGCUUUCACUACUGAUCUAAGGUUGAUUGGUGAUGCUGCUAAAAAUCAAGCCGCUCGAAACCCGGACAACACUAUUUUUGAUGCAAAGAGGUUGAUUGGAAGGAAAUAUAGUGAUUCUGUUAUUCAGGAUGAUAUACAGUUGUGGCCAUUUAAGGUUGUUGCUGGUACCGAUGACAACCCUCAGAUUAUUGUUCAGUAUAAGGGUGAGGAAAAACGCCUUUGUGCUGAGGAAAUCUCUUCUAUUGUCCUCACAAAGAUGCGUGAAAUUGCAGAGAAGUUUUUGGAGUCAUCAAUCAAGAAUGCAGUUAUUACCGUGCCUGCUUAUUUCAACGAUUCUCAACGAAAAGCUACAAAAGAUGCCGGUGCUAUUGCUGGACUUAAUGUAAUGCGGAUAAUCAAUGAGCCUACUGCUGCUGCACUUGCAUAUGGCCUUCAGAAGAGAGAAAGUAAUGUUGAAAAACGAAAUGUCUUCAUCUUUGAUCUUGGUGGUGGCACUUUUGAUGUGUCUCUUCUUACACUUAAGGGCGAUAGCUUUGAAGUAAAGGCCACAUCAGGAGAUACACAUCUUGGUGGAGAGGACUUUGAUAACAGAAUGGUGAACUAUUUAGUUAAGGAAUUUAAGAGGAAGCAUACAGAGGACAUCAGUGGGAAUGCGAAGGCCCUUAGGAGGUUGAGAACUGCUUCUGAGAAGGCUAAAAGGACAUUGUCAUUUGAUAUUGAGGCUAUGAUUGACAUAGACGCUCUAUACCAGGGAAUUGACUUCGCUUUGUCAGUCAGUCGAGCCAAGUUUGAGCAACUGAACAUGGAUCUCUUUGAAAAAUGUUUGGAGAUUGUUAAGAGUUGUUUUAGUGAUGCAAAGAUGGACAAAAGUAGUAUAGAUGAUGUUGUACUUGUUGGUGGAUCUUCUAGGAUUCCCAAAGUGCAGCAGCUAUUGCAUGAAUUUUUUGAAGGGAAGGAACUGUGCAGUAGCAUCAAUCCGGAUGAAGCUGUUGCUUAUGGAGCAGCUGUUCAGGCUGCUUUGCUAAGUGAAGACGUUAAGAAUGUUCCAAACUUGGUGCUACAAGAUGUUACACCUUUGUCACUUGGUGUCUUAACGUAUGAAGAUACUAUGAGUGUGAUGAUUCCUAGAAAUACCUCCAUUCCUGUUAAGAAGACAAAAAACUAUUUAACAGUUAAAGAUUACCAAUCUGUUGUCGGAAUUAAGGUUUAUGAGGGUGAGAGUGUGAUUGCGAGUGAGAACAACCUGCUUGGUUUGUUUAAGUUGUAUGUUCCUCGUGCACCUCGUGAUCUUCCUUUCCAGGUAUGCUUUACUAUAGAUGCCGAUGGUAUAUUAAACGUCUCUGCUGAGGAAGAAAGCAGUGGUAAUAAGGAAGAUAUUACAAUAACGAAUGAAAAUGGAAGAUUGUCAUGCGAAGAAAUUGAAAGAAUGAUAAAGGAAGCUGAGCACUUCAAGUCUGAAGACAUGAAGCAUAUGGAGAAGGUUAGAUCAAUGAAUGCUUUGGAUAAGAGAAAAUAAUUGAUUGAUGGAAAAGAGAAUAAUGAUACAUUUGUGUUUGUGGACAGUUUGAGGGAGAUUAAGAGCACAUUUCAAUCUGCAAUGAACAAGUUCAAGAUUGGUUAAUAAAGUGAUUCUGAUUCUUAUCGAUCAAUUUAGUUAUUUCAACUUCCUCGUGUAUAAUGUUGGAGCUGUUUGUUUUGUUUCUUGGAUUAUGUAUUUUGGUAGAAUAUGAAAUUUUAGGCUUUGAUUCUUUUAA
Messenger RNA from Trifolium pratense (red clover), 2127 nucleotides. Its product is annotated as heat shock cognate 70 kDa protein-like. Gene Ontology annotation, cellular component: cytoplasm. Gene Ontology annotation, molecular function: ATP binding; heat shock protein binding; ATP-dependent protein folding chaperone. Lineage: Eukaryota; Viridiplantae; Streptophyta; Magnoliopsida; Fabales; Fabaceae. Gene Ontology annotation, biological process: cellular response to unfolded protein; protein refolding. The coding region runs from base 234 to 1889 and encodes 551 amino acids. The transcript has 2 exons. The record is from RefSeq and is a predicted model, not a curated record.